Molecule: messenger RNA, 3924 nt
Organism: Anolis sagrei ordinatus
Lineage: Eukaryota; Metazoa; Chordata; Lepidosauria; Squamata; Anolidae
Gene: LRRC55
Product: leucine rich repeat containing 55
Cellular component (GO): voltage-gated potassium channel complex
Molecular function (GO): voltage-gated potassium channel activity; potassium channel activator activity; transmembrane transporter binding
Source: RefSeq, a predicted model, not a curated record
GAAGAGAGAGCAGGGAGGAGGGAGAGAAGGGGAAGAAAGAGGAGGAGGUGGUGGGGAAAGACCUGGCUGAAAUGACAUGCACACACACACACACACAUGCAUCCAGCACCGGCAGCUGUGAGUGAGUCCAUGAGAGGCUGACAUUGAAAUUCCCUCUGCAUCUCCUUGCCUUCUGGAGGCACAGAUGAGGGAAGGGUGAAAGGAGGCAAGAAGAGGCGGAGUGGAAUGGGAAGACACAGUCCUUGUCACGAAGGAGGCACCUCGAUGGAUCAAGAAAAGUCGAGACCAGAGCUGAGCCGAGCCACAAAAAUUGGAAAUAUAUAGAUGUACAUUUCAUCUCCUCAGAGUUACUCAGCAAGAAUUCUGCUAAUGUCUGCUGUGAACGAAGGACAAACGAAAGCAUCACAUCUUGUGUCCUGGCCCUUUUAUUUUAUUCAGAUCCUGUGGACAUUUCCUCUCAUAUAUCUGGGACAGCAUUUUAAAGAAAGAAACACCAUGUUUCCAUGCUGUCAAUUCUGUGGUAUUCUGUGGCUUUUUGGUACUUCCAGAGUAAGGAACACUCCCAUAAACUGAAAAAUGACUGCCAACCUUCUUUCCAGACAAAUGAAGUUGUGGACUCCUUUGUGGCUUGUGUCCAGCCAUAGUUCCUCCUGACCUUUCCAAGAGAGCCUCACCAAGACAUCUCCAAUUCAGCAGCACGCUUAUUAAGAGUAUACUGACAACUUUAUCAGCAAUGGAACAUGGAGAGCUCUUAAAACCUCACAUUUCAUUUAUGAAUGCUCAUUUCUAAGGACACUUCCAUAAUGACACCUUUAACAAUGCCUCUAACAUCCUUUCCAAUGGCACCUCUUCUCCUCAAAGAGAAAAUGCUGUCAGUUCUAUAAAACUGCAAGUGGAUGUACUAGGACAGCAAAAUUUAUUGGACACAUUAUAUAUGUCUUGUGUGACAAUGAACAUCCAUGAGAGCCAUCAGCAGGUUAAGUCUCCAAUAGAUAACACAGGGUAAAAAAUGAAAAUAAAAAAGAUUCUCUUAAUUCAAGCUCAAGAGAUCCAAGAAUCAACAAACACUGGGUAAAAUGACCAACUUUGUUUAAAUAUGUUUCUUUUUGCCAUGCAUUUUUAAUUUCUCCAUAGACCAAGGCCAGGCCCAUCAAACAGCAUGUAUGCUGGUAGACAUCUUCUCUUCAACUUGUCCACCCACAGGGAAAGAUAUUCAGGCAGCUAAUUAAGUACUAAAGGUCAUCAGCUUCUGGUCGCAUCAGAGCUCUUUUAUGGUACAUAUCUCUAUAAGUGCCUCAAGAUUAGGAGAAGUUAGGAUUCAAUAUCCCACCUUUCUUCCAGCCAGAUUGUAGCAGGCUUCAUGUGUACUUGCUCACAUUUGCUGGUUUCUGUCUCCAUCCAUUGUUCUCCCUUCUGGAUUGGCUUCUUCUCUACCAUGUAGCGUUUACCUUGCCAAAAUGAGUGCAGACUGUGUCCAGCUGGGGGGAGAGCAGUUUGCACCCCACUGCUACCCUGCCAUGAUACUGAACCCUUUCCUUGUAGCAGUGGUGGUGGUCUUUGCCAGUGCUGUCACUGGCUGUCCAGUUCUGUGCACAUGCCGCAGCCAGGUUGUGGACUGCAGUGGGCUUCGGCUCUUUUCGGUGCCACCAGAUCUUCCGUUGGACACUCGGAACUUAAGUCUGGCUCACAACCGCCUCACAACUAUCCCUGCUGGAUACCUUACAUGCUAUACUGAAUUGAGGGUGUUGGACUUGCGAAACAACUCCCUGGUUGAAUUACCUUCUGGACUUUUUCUGACCUCCAAGCGCCUGUCCUAUCUGGACUUGAGCUACAACAACUUGACUCAAGUUGUGGCCAAUAUGUUCCAGGAGGCCUACAAUCUGGUGCAUAUUGACUUGAGCCACAAUCCAUGGCUGAGGAAGGUACACCCCCAGGCUUUCCAAGGCUUAGUCCAACUACGUGACCUUGAUCUCAGCUAUGGGGGGCUCUCUUUCCUUAGCCUUGAAGCUCUGGAAGGUCUCACAGGCCUGGUGACUCUUCAGAUUUCAGGCAAUCCCUGGGUGUGUGGUUGUACCAUGGAGCCACUGCUGAAGUGGUUGAGAAACAGGAUCCAGCGGUGCAUGUCAGAUACACAGCUGGCAGAAUGCCGGGAGCCACCUGAAGUGGAAGGAGCCCCCUUGUUUUCCCUGACAGAGGAAAGCUUCAAGGCCUGCCACCUGACCUUGACACUGGAUGAUUAUCUCUUCAUUGCCUUUGUGGGCUUCGUGGUCUCCAUCGCUUCAGUUGCCACCAACUUCCUUCUAGGCAUCACAGCCAACUGCUGUCACCGUUGGAGCAAGGCAAAUGAGGAUGAGGAGAUAUAGCCACGUGGCCUGAUCCUUCCAGCUCCUGCAUUGCUCACUGCCAGGGGGAGCCAAGGGCUAUCGUGUUCAGGGAAAGCAGAAGGACUAGUCUUUUUCCUGCUCUGCCAUUUUCUUGAGACUUCCCCCUCACCAGCCCUUGUAUAGCAGCACCGGACCAGACCAGUCUUUCUUACUGGAGACAGGGGAGAGGGCCAGCGAGAGCAGGGAGAUUGAAGUGUGCCUUGUAUAAUCCUCUUUGCACUGGAAACGCCCAGUGAGCCAUGUCUAGAAAAGUGACAGGAAAGCAUCAAUAAGACAUUUAGACCAUUCUUCAUCUUUUGCUCCAGCAUGCACACAGGUGUGCAUGUACAUGUACACACAUUGUAUUCAUGUGUACCUUUUGCACCCUUUUCAGUCCAAGCCUUGGGUUCACAGCUGUAGCAUUGAAAACAUUCAAAUAUACAUGUGCAUUCAUGUCAUAUUCAACUACCAACUGAUGUCAUGGGGAAAAAUCAAAAGGUUUUUUCUACUUAGGAGAUCCAAAGCUUUUCUUUUUUUUUUUAGCAUCCCAUCCCAUUAUGGCAUAGUUUUGAUAGCUAUUCCUCUUUAGGUUGGAAGAGCUACAUUUUAACCAUUCUAACAAGUCCCAGGGGCCCAUAGUUUCCAUUUAUUUCUACAUGCAGUGGUUUCAUUUUUAUCAGGAAAAUUUUAUCCAAGAAAAUUUUGAAAACAAAAAUGAGGGCCAGAUACAUCCACAGUUGAAAGCGAUUAUUCAUCCCCAUUGCUGCAAUUUGCACAAGUGUUUGCUGGGUCUGCAAGUGGCCUUUUGUUCGCCAGAUGUUGAUUUAGGUCAAAGUGUUUCUGGUUUAGGGUGGAAACCCUAUAUAUAGAUUGCACAGGGAGAAUAAUUAUGCUAUAGCAAAGGAAAUCUUAUAAUGAAAACCCAUUGUCUCCACAAUGUCAUUCAAAAAGAAAGACAGUAUGACAUUUAACGAAGUUGGGUUGGCAAGUACAAUACUUAGAUUAAACUAGGAGCAAGUGUAGUUUAGGAUAUAUAAGACUGACAAAGUUGAAUUGGGUGUGUACAUUCAAGGCUUGGCCGUAGAUAAGAAAAAAGGGGAGUUUUUAUUCACUUCAAAGAUGGAGUCCCACGGAGCUCAUCAAAUGGCUGUUUCUGGUGGUUGACCUUGGAUUUUGUUUUUAAAGUGUAUGGAAAGGGGAGGAUUAUGAAGUCAGAGAGAAAUCAAUUCCACUGCUCUACCUGUCCAUAGAAAUGGCUAAAACUGGGUAUUUUAAGGUGGGAUGGGAACUAUUGUUAAAUUCUCAGUUUUCUUUGGAAACAGAGGACCCCUGAACAUCACAUCUUGAACCUCUUCAGAUGUGUCGGCGGAGUCACCGCAGUCUGUGGUAAUUCUAGCAAUACACAUCCAGGGACCUGGGAACCUAUCACCCCACGCCCCGCACCAUCCUGGCUUCCCCACUACGUUAUCACAUGGAGGGAAGUGUCCAUCAGCUGGCUUGCCCCGUUGAGGGCAAUGCAACUGUGGAAAGUGUCCCAUGUUUCCACUGCCAGUGUUGUUGU